Messenger RNA from Ooceraea biroi (clonal raider ant), 2119 nucleotides. RefSeq names its product IC cytokine homolog beag. The record is from RefSeq and is a predicted model, not a curated record. NCBI's taxonomy places the organism in Eukaryota, Metazoa, Arthropoda, Insecta, Hymenoptera, Formicidae.
GAAAUCGUACUUUUUAUUGAAACUGUACUAGAUGCAGCGCAAUCAGUGUAUAGAAUAUACUUUGGAGUAACGUAUACGCUUGAAAUUUAUAAUAUAACAUUGCUGCGACUUUCUACAUUUGAUCUCGCGCAUCUUUUGCGAUUAGGAAGAGACAGGACAGCCAGCCAAGAUGCCAGAAACAGAAGAGGAUAUGAGUAUGUCGGUUCGCCUGACGAACGACGACUUCCGGAAGCUUCUGAUGACUCCUAGAGCGUCGGUACCAUCAGCCACUCCAGCUUCUGUACCAGGCACAGCAAGAGAUGCCACCGCCAAGACAGCACAGACUCCUCAGAUCAAUGGAGGUAGUCGAGCGGAGUUGCGGAGGAAAAAGAAGAGCUUCUACGCGAAGUUGAAGAAGCAGGAGGAGGAUAAAAUGGCAGAAUUGGCAGAAAAGUACAGGGACCGUGCGAGGGAGCGCAGGGAUGGAACUAAUCAGGAUUAUCAAGCAGAGGAUCCCAUGAAUAGCGCCAGUGCCUACAGAGCGGUUGCGCCAGACCUGAAAUCAGGCAUGGAUGCCGCGGAACGUCGAAGACAGAUGAUCCAACAAUCGAAAUUCUUGGGUGGCGACAUGGAGCAUACUCACUUGGUCAAGGGGUUGGAUUAUGCUCUCCUGCAGAAGGUGCGUAGUGAGAUCGAGGCUAAAGAAUAUGAGCAAGAGCAAGAGAUGGAGAAGCUAGUAAAGCCAAAAGAGAAGACGAAGAAGGAGCCGGAGAAGAAGGAUGACGAGAUGCAGUUUAAGACAAAGAUGGGCCGAAACGUGUACAAAACCGUCAUGAUUAUGAAGUCCAAGCAGAUCGAGAGGAACGAAUUGUUCACACCGGGUCGUAUGGCGUACGUGAUCGAGUUGGAUGACGAGAAUGCCGACGUGGACAUACCCACAACGCUAAUCAGGAGCAAGGCGGAUGUACCGACGAUCGACAAUACGCCAACUCUUACGACCAACGACAUAGUAAUCAAUAAGUUGGCACAGAUUCUGUCAUAUUUACGCCAAGGUAGCCGGCACAGCAAAAAAGGGAAGAAGCUGAAAGAUGGGCGCGGCGCGCGCGGCGAUGAACUGAAUGAUAUGGAGAUUCAUCCGCGGCCACCGGCUGCCGACGAUAGCAUCUACGGAGAUAUAGGCGAUUAUGUACCAAUGGUGGCGAGCAAGAAGGACGGGCAGCCGCGCGAAAAGAAGAAGAGCUCCUACUUCGACAAGCCCGAGUCUAAUCUCGACACUGACGACAAGGCGAAUGCGCCGCAACUGCCGAGUGUGUUGCAGCAAAGUGCGACGGCAGGGGCGACGGCCUCAGCGACUGCUGCAGCAACGGAUAGCAAUGUGCUGAAGAAGGGUGCAUUGCUGAACAAACUGACGGCCGAGCCGGAGGGCUAUGCCGAGUGUUAUCCAGGUCUGUACGAGAUGCAAGAUGCUAUUGACGAUUCAGAUGACGAGGUGGAUUACACGAAGAUGGAUCUGGGUAACAAGAAGGGUCCGAUUGGCCGCUGGGACUUUGACACUCCUGAAGAGUACAGCGAGUAUAUGAAUAACAAGGAAGCCUUGCCGAAGGCAGCGUUCCAGUACGGCGUGAAAAUGGCCGACGGUAGGAGAACCAGGAAAUACAACAAGGAGAAGAAUGAGAAGGCGGAGCUCGACCGCGAAUGGCAGAAGAUUCAGAACAUCAUGAACAAGAGAAAACCUACGACUGCAGUUGAAGGUGCGCCCGAGUUUAAAGUACCGCGAUAUUGAGCUCUUGUCACAACUUGGAUUAGAUACUUUCACGAUUGCGAUGGCAUGGAUAUGAAGACGGUGUACAUGUUGUACUAUAAUUCUAAUAUAAUCGUAUGAUAAUUUAGUCUAAUCGAUGGUAUUAUGGAUAUUUAUUUUGCGAAACAUUACUUCUCUCAAUAGCGUUAUAAGUAUAUUUUAAAUAUGUGCAUCUUCAUAAUCGAUCAUGCAUCAUUAACAUGAUAUAUGAUGCUUAUGUUUAAUUCUUAUACAUUGUAUAUAUGUAUGUUAUUUCUAAUUCCAAGUCUUAGGCUUACUUUUUCCUAUAUUUUACCUAUAUUCUACCUUAAUUAAAGUGUCAAAAAAAUGCCAAGAAAC